This is a messenger RNA of Sclerotinia borealis F-4128, 804 nucleotides long. The record is from the annotation of a GenBank genome assembly. Lineage: Eukaryota; Fungi; Ascomycota; Leotiomycetes; Helotiales; Sclerotiniaceae.
AUGACUACUAUUCCUUCGAUUGCCUGUCUGGGUGUAAUAGGCAAAAAUAACAACCCCCUCCACAUAUCCAUCUUCCCACCCCAUUCACCACCCUACCCAACAUCCUCUUCCUCCUCCCACCCCCCAAACCCCAAUUCCACCUCCCUCUCCCCCUCCAAAACCACACUCCCAAUCCACGACUCCCUCCGCACCCCUCUUCAAUACUCGCUCCUACUAAGCUCUACACUCGAUAUCUUUGAUGCGCGCAGCAGGACGAGUUCUACGGGGCAGAAUUUGACGGGGGAUCUAGGGUUAUUGUAUGCGGUUGAUGAGCGGUUGGCGGCGUAUGGGUUUGAGACGAAUACGGGGGUGCGGUUUGUGGUUUUUGUGGAUGGGAGGGGGAGGGGGGUUAGGGGUGGUGGGAAUGGUGGGGGAGGAGGAGGAGGAGGGGGAAAUGGGGGGAAUGGGAAUGGGAAUGGGGAAGGGGGAGGGGGAGGGGGUGCGAAUAAUGGGACGGGGGGUGGAGGGGUUAGGGAGGGGGAUGUGAGGAGUAUAUUCAAAGCAAUGCAAGCAGCCUACAUACGACUCCUACAAAACCCCUUCUACGAUCCCGACGAACAUAGUCCUAUGAAUGGCAAGGGCGGGAAGAAAAUUGUGAGUAGGAGAUUCGUGGAGGAUAUGAGGAGGAUUGGGGAGGGCUGGGUUCCGGGGAGUGGGGGGGAAAGGGGGGUUAUGGCGACGGCGGAUGGAAAUGAGAUUGUGGAUGGAUAUGGAUAUGGAUAUGGAUAUGGAUACUGCGGUAUCUUGUGUGGUCGAGAGGAUUAG